GUUUCUCACGCCUGUUCACAUUCAUGCUUUCACAAUGUUGCAUACGGCGGCGGCGAGUACAGUCAUGAAACUCAUUUUGUGGGUAUCUCUCAACUCCAAAUAUCAUAGCCUGUCUAACUUGUGGAUUGCAGCUUUAUGCUUUUAUGUGUCGUGAAUAUCAUUCAUGCUCAACACGUUGAUCCGAGCCAGAACCGGUCUGUCACUUGUCGCCCAUUUGGCGCAUGUGAACCAUGUCCAUUAGAUGCUCUUCAUGAACCCUUCUGUCAUCCAUUCGGCAAUCGUCAACUCAUGCAUUGUUCGAACACGACCAUACCUACACCAAGACCUGAUGAACCAUACCCUAUAUCUCCACCCCCGGGAGCUCUCGGAGAGACUCCUGCAUGGCAGCCUUGUGGUCGUGUUCCCGCACAAGAGCGUGCUGAUUUUUACGAAUUCGUGGCGUGCAACCUGUUUUUCGCUACUGUCGCCAUAGCCGUAUCCCUGUUUCGAUCUCGAAGAAUCGAAGCAAACCAAGCUAGACGUCUUGCUGUACGAAUAGGGCUUGUUAGAGGUGGUGGAUAGGGUCUUGGUCGAGAAUUCGCCUCAAGGUAGCCUGUUUGGUUUCAUAUUCAUGGCUAAGGGGGAG
This is a messenger RNA of Suillus plorans, 625 nucleotides long. RefSeq lists its product as uncharacterized. The coding region runs from base 136 to 561 and encodes 141 amino acids. Gene Ontology annotation, cellular component: membrane. The transcript is spliced from 2 exons. NCBI's taxonomy places the organism in Eukaryota, Fungi, Basidiomycota, Agaricomycetes, Boletales, Suillaceae. The record is from RefSeq and is a predicted model, not a curated record.